AUGACAGAAUCCAACAAAAACGGUGUGCUGAUGGAUAAAGAGUUCCUCGAAAGAAACUCAUUACACACUGAUCUCUUCAACAUCCCGCAUAUUCGCACGGUUUACAAUCAAUUCAUGUUGACUUUCAUACUUCUCUUUCUUAACACUAUUGCGUGCGAUAUAAUGGAGUCUGGAACGAUUCGCGUUGGUACCAAUACAAUAAGGACUGGUUUCGCAAAGUUUCUAACGUGCAUCUAUAUUUGGUCGUUCAUGCAAAUCUCGACAUUCGGUGUCUACGUGGCUUUUACCCUCUGGGCGUACCGGCGACAACAGUUCUUGCCAAAAU
Messenger RNA from Trachymyrmex cornetzi, 325 nucleotides. RefSeq lists its product as uncharacterized. The record is from RefSeq and is a predicted model, not a curated record. The transcript is spliced from 3 exons. NCBI's taxonomy places the organism in Eukaryota, Metazoa, Arthropoda, Insecta, Hymenoptera, Formicidae. The annotation marks the transcript as partial.